Messenger RNA from Sparassis crispa, 816 nucleotides. Its product is annotated as Pyridoxal phosphate homeostasis protein. The coding region runs from base 1 to 816 and encodes 271 amino acids. The record is from RefSeq and is a predicted model, not a curated record. Gene Ontology annotation, molecular function: pyridoxal phosphate binding. Lineage: Eukaryota; Fungi; Basidiomycota; Agaricomycetes; Polyporales; Sparassidaceae. The transcript is spliced from 3 exons. Gene Ontology annotation, cellular component: intracellular anatomical structure.
AUGUCGUCGACAUUCAGCGUGGCUAAAGCGUCGGUAGAACGCGUCGAAGAGCUGAAGGAGUCUUUGUCGGAGAUUCGGGCGCGAGUACAGCAAGCCUCCGGACCAUCCGCGAGUCGACAGCCCACACUCGUCGCGGUUUCGAAGUACAAACCCGCGUCGGACAUCCAAGCCUGCUACGACGAUGGUCAGCGUGACUUCGGAGAAAAUUACGUGCAGGAACUGGUCGAUAAAGCGCACCAGCUGCCGCUGGAUGUCAAAUGGCACUUCAUAGGAACACUGCAGUCUAACAAAGCCAAAUUACUAGCAUCCAUCCCGAGCCUGUAUGCUAUCCAAACCGUGACGUCAACCAAGGCCGCCACGGCGUUAAAUAAGGCCAUCCCCACGGAGCGAGUUUCCCCUCUUCACGUUCUGCUCCAAGUCAACACCUCUGGCGAGGACAUUAAAUCUGGCCUUUCUACUCUUUCCCCCAACUCUCCUCCCGACGCAGAGCUGAUCCAGCUUGCGCGGCACAUUAUAACUGACUGUCCGAAGCUGCACCUUCAGGGCUUGAUGACCAUCGGGUCUCUCACCGAGUCGCUCGCGUCGGCCGAGAAGCCCAACGAGGACUUCGAGCGGCUCAAGGAUACGCGCGAUCUUCUGCAGGAGGCCCUUGCAAAGGCAGAUUUACCUGCUGCAAGAAAGUGGGGGGAGAGUGGAAACCUCGUGCUGAGCAUGGGCAUGUCAAGUGAUUUUGAAGCGGCUCUCAAGACUGGGAGCGAUAUUGUUCGAGUGGGAACGGGUAUUUUCGGGACGCGGAUGAAGAAGGGCGAGAUGUGA